Molecule: messenger RNA, 2012 nt
Organism: Dermochelys coriacea (leatherback sea turtle)
Lineage: Eukaryota; Metazoa; Chordata; Testudines; Dermochelyidae
Product: heat shock protein 30C-like
Exons: 1
Coding region: 131-748 (205 amino acids)
Biological process (GO): response to heat; protein refolding
Molecular function (GO): protein folding chaperone
Source: RefSeq, a predicted model, not a curated record
GGGUUCUGGAAGGGGCCAGGCCCCUACGGGAGGGGAUAAAAGCUGCCGGCCCCCGGCCCCGAGCAGAUCGGCCCCCAGCCCCCACUGGAGAGGACUCAGCCCCGAGCCGGCGGCAGCCCCAGCAGCAGCGAUGCUAUGCCACCUGCACCUCCUGCCGCCCGCCCCCGGCCCCGGCCCCGUGGCUGCCCGGCUGGGCCCCCUGCGCACUCUGUGGCCGGCCCCGGGUGCCCUCUUUGCUGAGCUGGAGCGGGAGCUGCUGCGGGAGCUGGAGACAGCCAGGGAGUUUGCAAGCAGCAUGGGGCAGCUCGUGGCUGGCGGAGGGAGCGGCAGCCCCGGCGGGGAGCCAGGCCAGAGCUCCAGCGCGGCCCUGGCCCAGGGGACAGCCGAGCCCUUUGCCGUGCGGCAGGACGUCCGGGGCUUCGCGCCACAGGAGCUGGCGGUGAAGCUGGUGGGCAGGAAGGUGCUGCUGACGGGCAGGAAGGAGACGCAAAGCGAGGACAGCAAAGGCUCCUUCUCCUACAAGUACGAGGUGUUCAAGAGGGAGUGGGAUGUGCCCGAGGCCGUGGACACCGACCGCCUGACCUGCUCCAUCUCCAAGGAGGGGCAGCUGUGCAUUGAAGCCCCGUGCCUGGCCCCCCCAGCCAUCCCCGCGAGGAACGUGCCCAUCCAGCUCAGCCCUGCGGGGGGCUCGGCGGCGCCGGCUGAGCAGGGCUCAGAGGACGGGGCCAACAGCAGAGCCCAGGGGUAACAGCCGAGGAGCAGACUCCAGAGGCCGGGGCUGAGACUUGGCAGGGCCGCGCCCCGGGUGACCCGGCUGGCUGCAAGCCAGAUUCACAGCGUGUAACGUAUUUUUACAUGAAAUAAAUGUUCCUGAUUUUCCCCUGUGCUGGUGCUGCCUCUGCCAGGACUGGCUGGUCCCAGCACUCGCUGCGGGCUCCUCCUCGGGCCAUGGCACAGGCUGGCACCGCGGCUCUGCUGCUACACUAGGGGUCUGCGUGAGCUGGGGCUGGCCCCUUCUGGGGAGGUGGGUUUCCCCCCCGACAUGCCCAGCUGGCCUCCCUCAGGGGGAACGUCGGGGGCUCCUGGGCUCUACCGGAGGCUGGGGGUGCGGCACAGCCAUAAGCAGGGCCUGGUACUGCUGGGUGAUCCCAGGCCGGGAGGGAAUGGGCUCAGGGCCGGACGCUUGCUCCCCCGGGGCAGCACUGUUGUUGGGGAAGCCGGUUCAUUGGCUAGGUGCUAUUGACAAACUGACGGAGGGUCACAGAGCGGACACAUGCACCGAGGCAUGCGGGCACACACGCGCACACACACGCACACUCCAUACGGACCACAUGUAGGCCCUACGCACAUAAGGGACUUCACCCUUUCCAGCCCCUACACCCUGGGAGCUAUCGCCAGGCCCCUCCCGCCAGCCUCGGAUACAAACAACAGGGGCCAACUUCAGGGAGGCCCCAGAAAUUCCCAGAGACUUUGGGGCAGGGAGCGAUGCCAGGCCCUGCUCGUGGCUGCCAGAAGCUGCCGGUUCGGCUCUGUGGCCCGGUAGGUCACUCACAAGGCCAGGCUCGUCCCGCCCCCAGCACCGUUUAUGGGCAGAGGAGGCCGGCUUGGCCCCUACAUGGGCGGAGGAGGAAGGGUCCGGAAGGGCGGGGUGGCUAUAUAAGGCAGCCCUGCGGCUGCUGCCAGGGCCUGGGUCCCCAACCCAAGAGGCAGAGCGAGUCGAAGGCAGCAGGAGUCUGGGCAGCAGAAACAUGACGAGGUGCUCCCGGUACCUGGUGCGGCUGCUCCCGCUCAGACAGUGGCCGUGGCGGGGCUUCGGCCCCAUGUGUGUCUGCAGCAGCGAGCCAGGGAGCAUCUUCCUGGGACCGGCAGAAUUCUGGUACCUGUAACUGUGACGAAGUGGGACUGUUCUUAAUGUUUCCUCUGAAUAGUGUGGGGGUGCCUCAGUUUCCCUAGGCAGUUCUUAAGUAUCUAGGGGGUGGGAUAAGGGGGUAUGAUCAUUGCAGAGCCCUAGA